Molecule: messenger RNA, 1026 nt
Organism: Zeugodacus cucurbitae (melon fly)
Lineage: Eukaryota; Metazoa; Arthropoda; Insecta; Diptera; Tephritidae
Exons: 2
Coding region: 148-936 (262 amino acids)
Source: RefSeq, a predicted model, not a curated record
ACUGCUUUGGCAGAUCAGUAACAGGUGGAAAUCAAAGAGUAACGGUUGUGAAGAAAACGUUAAAGCGUGAAAGAAAAUUUAAAAUUGUCUCAAGCAAUUAGAACUUACUUCACAGAAUAAGAACUUCAAAGGAUCAGUGUGUGUAAAAUGACAGCGAAUUCUCUACUCUCUCUGUUGGUGGCAGCAAUUGCCAUCACCACCGUCUUGACACAAACGCCCAUCGAUUGGCAGCCAUUGCUCGAGCAGCAAAACUUGGUGCUACGCCAAGUGGUGCAGACAUUGCAUUUGACGCGUGGCGGACCGGUCGGACCCGAGGAGACCGAUGCCUGUUUCGAUUGGUAUUUGAAUAAUCAGACCGCAAUCAAUGAGGUGUACUAUAAGGAGUACAAUGGUUGCAUCAGUGCGGCAACGGCGGCAAGGAAAGUGUUGUCGGCACAAAGUGCCGUGGAACGACAAGAUCUUUUGAAUGAUGGUCAUGAGAUAUGCUCAGCGCUAAACGCUUGUGAAAGUGUCGUCGAUGGUUUGCAGUUCUUCCAGUGUUACAAUAGAGCGUCUAGCAGUAGCAGCCCCAAUUUGUUUAAUAUAACCGUGACUUCGGAGCGCAUAGCUGACAAAUUGACAAUUUCAUAUCAAGCCAUCAAUGACACCGAACGUGUAUGCACCACACAGGCGCGUGUACAGAAUGUCAACGACUUGGGUGUGAGUAGAGCGAUUCUCAAUAAUUGUUUGAAUGGCGAUUGGAGCCCACCAAAUGGUCAGGAAGUACCACCACCAGCAACCGAACCACCAGCAAAACCCGAAGUCACCGAGGCUCCCACCGAAAGCGAUGAAGUAACUAAAGAGUCAGAUGGAAAACAUGGGUUACUCGAGGAAGACAUAUAUAGUUAUGGGCCAAGGUCACGCUUGCCCAAAAGAGAAGCUGUUAGACGUUUGUAGGCGUGUGAGGAAAGAAAAUGUUAUGCAGAAAACUAUUUUAUAAUUUUCAAAUAAAGUAACAUUAUUAUUAUAGCAUUUGCACAGCAAAAA